CCAGAAAAGCGGCAGGAGCGUUGCGCAGCGAGUGAGGCAUUUGGUUUCAGUCAACGACAAAGUGUGGAUCCAACGGCCUUUUCCUUCGUCGUGAUUCGUGAAGAAAGGAUGAUCACUCACAGUAUUUCAUCGAACCUAUAAACAACUUGUGCGUCUCAAAAAUGCGUUAACCGGUGAAACACCAAAGUGCCGAGGAUUCAAAGUUUAAAAAAAAGAGAGAGACGAGUGACUUGAAAUCCCCUAAAACAAGAGUGGCUGAGAGUCCCUGCACGAGUCGGCACACGAACCUCUCUUAACCGGAAUUUCGGCGACUCGCCAUAUUGAUUAAGUGACCGGACAAGUACAAAGAAACUUUGCUUUUUUAUCGCUGUGCAUCGGGCCAGAUUUUAUUUCGAUUGUUUGGUAGUGGGGUUCUCAAGGGCCCUUACCUUCAAUCAUCAUGGCUGACAUGGCCACACUUCCUAAUCAUGCUUCUCCAGUCAAACCCAUCAUCAAUAAUCAGGUUGUCAAGGCAACCGAUGACAGAUCGUGGAAGGCACAGAUUCAAGUUCCCCCAAAGGACAGAAGGAAACGUACCUCAGAUGUCACAGACACAAAAGGCAAUGAAUUUGAAGAUUUCUGUUUGAAAAGAGACCUGUUAAUGGGUAUAUUUGAGAAAGGUUGGGAGCGACCAUCACCCAUCCAGGAGGCAUCCAUCCCUGUAGCACUUAGUGGAAGAGAUAUUUUGGCAAGAGCAAAGAAUGGAACUGGAAAGACGGGGGCUUAUUCGAUUCCCCUCCUAGAGCAGAUUGAUCCAACUCAAAACCACAUUCAAGCCAUGGUCAUUGUACCAACUCGAGAGCUGGCACUGCAGACUAGUCACAUUUGUAAUGAGUUGGCAAAACAUAUUGGAGUUAAGGUCAUGGUGACAACAGGUGGUACCAAUCUUAAGGAUGACAUUAUGAGAAUUUAUGAAGUUGUGCAUGCAGUCAUUGCCACUCCUGGUAGGAUCCUUGAUCUUAUGGAGAAAAAAGUAGCUGUGAUGGAUAAGUGCAAGAUGUUGGUGUUAGAUGAGGCUGAUAAACUGCUGUCACAAGACUUCAAGGGCAUGUUGGACCGUGUCAUUUCCUACCUGCCAGCUGAACGACAGAUUCUUCUGUACUCGGCAACAUUUCCACUAACAGUUGAACAAUUCAUGAAGAAACACCUAAGAUCACCAUACGAGAUCAAUUUGAUGGACGAACUAACCUUAAAGGGGGUGACGCAAUACUAUGCCUUUGUCCAAGAAAGGCAGAAGGUCCACUGUUUAAAUACUUUGUUCUCAAAGCUACAAAUCAACCAAAGUAUAAUCUUCUGCAACUCAACCCAACGAGUCGAGCUUUUGGCCAAGAAGAUCACUGAUCUGGGGUAUUCUUGCUACUAUAUACAUGCCAAAAUGGCUCAGGCUCAUCGUAAUCGAGUUUUCCAUGACUUCCGCGCAGGCUUGUGCAGGAAUUUAGUUUGUUCUGACUUGUUUACCAGAGGUAUAGACAUCCAAGCAGUGAAUGUUGUGAUAAAUUUUGACUUCCCAAAGAUGGCCGAGACCUAUCUCCAUAGGAUUGGUAGGUCUGGACGAUUUGGCCACCUAGGUAUUGCAAUCAACCUGAUUACUUAUGAUGAUCGAUUUGCACUGCACCGUAUUGAGCAGGAAUUGGGAACGGAGAUUAAGCCUAUACCCAAGGUCAUUGAUCCUGCACUGUAUGUGGCAGAACAUCACCUUGAAGAAGAUGAUGAAGGAAACAUUAGCAAGUAAUCCCUGUAUCAUGUGGGCAAGCUUGGGACGUGGGAAUUCAAAAGUUUAUUCCCCAUUGUUUAGUGUCCCAAGGCCACUUUCGGCAGCCAUCAUCAGGAAGGCAGAAGACCUUACUCGCCGCAUAGGCAUCACCCAAUUGGUUGUAUGGGUGGUACUGUAAAGUAUGGUGUGAAAGAACUUUUUUCAAGUGGUUUCCAAGACUGUAACUGAACUGCAAGACAGUAUAGAUUUGACUCUGAAAUGUUCUUUUCUCAGGUGGUAUUCUACAAAUACAAAGAUGACCCAGAAAAUGGUGUGUUAUGUGAGUAGUGUCUGAAAGUGUUUUUACUGAUGGUUUGUGAUGCCUAUGCGGUGCUCGUGCUAUGUUCUCCGAUGCUCGGCUGGUCCAGAGAAUGAGCAGCUGCGAUGUAGACGGCACAGAAUAUGCAGCAAGUGUUGUGGCACAAACAGCAUUGUGGUUGUUACCAUAGAUUACACUAUGGAAAAUACUUAAUGGAAUGAGUUUCAUAGUUCAUUGUUAAGGUAUUUCUUGACACCUGCAUACACAGGCUAAAGUGUUCGCAACAAUGACGGUUAAUUUUUUUAUUUAUUUUUAUUUUUUAAAAUCCUGAAUGGGUUCGUUUUGUCAGGUUGUUGAAGUGGAAGUGUUUGAAAAAAAAAAGAACUGGGUCUUGUUCAUGAACAGUGUUAAUAAUUCGCAAGACAUAAAUCCCAUGGCUGGCAUAUACAAGAAAUCUGAAGCCAGCUGAUAUACAAAUGUUAGUCUGUGAUGUAUUUGUAAUGACUUGAACAGACCACGGAAGAAGCAAGGCAAGACGAGCAGGAACUAGUGACUGGAUUUUGCCUCCCUUUUGGUGGGUUUACGAGGUGGUCUUGGCUUCUGAAUAUUUAUGUACAGUUAGAACAAGUGCAUUGUUACCAUCAUUGGAAGUUAAAAUGUUUCUGGAACUUCAAAAAACAAAAAAAAAAUAGACUUCCUCAUUUGCAGUUGAGGUUGUUUUUCAAAAAAUAGAAACCAUCACCCAAGGUUUUGCAGUCCAAUUUGGUGUGACAAUGCACAUUUGGUAGUUUUGUAAAUCUAUUUUUAUACAAGAUGGAGUUCAAAGUUUCCAGUGGGCUAAAUAGGUUUGAAACCUCCAACUAAAAUGAAAGGGUGGGUCCACCAGGAACAACCUUUUGGCACCACUGGUACUUGGCACUCCUCUGUGUACAGUUUUUCCUGUGAAGGUCUGACUCGGCACCAGCCUACCGACUUCAUUUGCAAUGGGAAAUUUGUAAAAAAUAUAUUUACCAUCAUUGGUACAGUGCUGUGAGAAAUGGACUCUUACGAAUAGCACUGAGAGAGAUGUACAAGGCUUGGUGAAACAAUGGUGAUGGGUUUGAUGAUGGCUUCAACUGAAGCCAGCGAUGGAUUAUUCUAAUUGAGAAGAUUUAUGGAUUUCAAAAGCUUCAAUCCCAAGCCACUACUGAGUAGUGUAUUUUGCAGAGUCAAUGCUAGGGUUUGAGGAUUUAUUGAAGUGCCUAAAUCUAGCCAAUUAUCCCACACUAACAUCAGCUGCAAAUAGUCAUGGCAGCAUCUAAUUACUUUCAGUGAUAGGACCCACCCAGACUUUACCUGAUCAAUUUAAUAUUGCUCCCCUUAAAAUUCAGUUAAUGUGUUUUUAUUAGUUUUUAUUCAUUUUUCUUUUUACAUUUCUGAUCAGGUGGGGUUUUAAAUGUUUUGGUUUCAAUGGAGCAAAUGUACUCCAGUUUUACAGUUGACAAGAACAUCGGUCACAGAAUUCCAUCAGAGGAGUACUCUAGCUAUGAGUGUUUGUAGUCCUGCAUUCAUAGCUUGAUGAAAUAUUAGUUAAAAUCCAGGCAAUAUAUAUUUUUUUUAUUGUUAAUGUAAAUGACAACCAGUUCUUGUCUGGUCCUUUAUUGUUUUGUUUUGGUUUACAGGACUGCUACCACUGGCAUAAAUGCCAACUAUUUAUUUAUUUUGUAUUUUUUGAUGUUAUCUUUUGAGGUUAUCAUGUAAUUUUGAUAAUAUCUUGCAUUUUUUCACAUGGUUUUUUAAACAAAAUGCUUUAAUGCAUAAUUAGUUCAUUAUAAAAGAUUUACAGAAGUGCUAUGUCAGUAAAAUGUUUAUGGAGUACAAACAUUGUAAGAAGGAAAAUACUUUCCGAUAAUUAGGAGCAAGAUAUUAACCAACUGAUGGCAGUAUUUAAUGUGCUUCAAAUGGUACUGGAAAUUGGCGAGUGUACUUUUGUAAUACGAAAUUGCAUUGCUCCAAUUGAAGGUAACCAAGGCUGAAAAGGGAAUAAGUUGUAUGCAGUUAUUUAUCUCCUGAAGGAUAAAACUGGACAGUUGAGGUGAUUGAAAUAUUAAAUGGUAAUUUCCCAUAUUGAAGAUGACAGGCACAACAAAGUACAGCACUCGGGCUGCAGGGGUAAUCAUGACAAGUUUAAUUAUAUUUUCCCCCAGUUGCAUCUUUUCAUGACCACCAUGAAUUGUUGAUGUGCCCAUGAAUUACCAUCUUGGUUUUUAUAGUGGUUCUUUAUCUUUUUUAUUAGUAUAAUAUUUGAGUUGCACUUUUUUUCAUUAUUCAAGAAUUUGCAUCUUGAAUGUGCUACCAGUCUGUUAUUUUUUUCAUUUCUCUUUAAAUAGUUCAUGCAGAUUGGACAAAAAUAACACCAAACAAAGGAGCUUCCUUUAUUUUUGUUCAUAUUAUAGUUCUCAUUGGAAAAGGCAUUGAUUUCCUUGUAGCUCCAAAGGAAUGUUUAUUUUAUUUAUUUAUUAUAAUUAUAAUUGUUAUUAUUGUUAUAUCUAAAAGGAAAAAAAGGGAGAUCUGUAGUUCCAUAAAUAAGAGGCUUUAAAUCUGACAGUUUUAGAUUCUAAAAUGUUAAAUUCAGAAAUUGUAAAGAAGUUUUAUUAUUUUUCAUUUUGUAUAUGGCAAACCUUUAAAACAAAUCCAUUACUUUAAAAUGACUGUUAGACAAACCUCCCAUGAUUGCGUGGACUGUAACAUCAACUGGAACUAAUAGUCCACCCGAAAUAAAAAAAAGAAAAAAAUGUAAAAAAAAAGAUAAAAAUCAUAUAAAAAAAAAAGUGACGGAGUAGCGAAAAUUGGCUCUUUGGCAAUCCGAUUCGAAAUUUCUUUAUUUCAAAUUUGUAUUCAUCUACAAAAUUGUCAAAAUCAUUCAGUAAAUCAAAAAUAAUUCUCCUCACUUCAAAA
Messenger RNA from Penaeus vannamei (Pacific white shrimp), 4988 nucleotides. It is a transcript of the gene me31B, whose product is annotated as ATP-dependent RNA helicase me31b. Gene Ontology annotation, molecular function: ATP binding; RNA helicase activity; mRNA binding. Gene Ontology annotation, biological process: cytoplasmic stress granule assembly; P-body assembly; negative regulation of translation. Gene Ontology annotation, cellular component: P-body; cytoplasmic stress granule. The record is from RefSeq and is a predicted model, not a curated record. Lineage: Eukaryota; Metazoa; Arthropoda; Malacostraca; Decapoda; Penaeidae.